ACCGCCAUAAGUUCACUGACGAUACUUUUGCAUUCGGUUUUUUUUUUUUUUCUUUAUUCCCUAUUAUUUUUUUUAAUUUUUUUAUUUAUUUUUUUUUUCGCCACUUCCAAGGCUUGGAAAAAUUUACAUCGUUGCGUUGACGUUUCGUAAAACGUGCGGCAGUGAAAAUCGCGACACAACCGCAUCGGUCGACGAAAUCGAUGUAAAAGAGGAAAAAAAAAAAAAAAAAAACAAGGCCUCGUAGAUUGUGGAUAAGUGCGGGAGAUUUUACCAUUAUUUAUAAAUAUAUAUAUAUAUAUAUACACGAGUAUUUUGUUGCUCUUGUUAAAUUCGUCAGAAAUAUUCUUAUAUAAAUUAUAUAGUGGUUUUGGUGAAUAUACAUAUUAUUAUACAAUAUUGUACUUGUGCAGUGUGUACUAUUAUUAUUAUUGUUAUUUUAUUUUUUUUCUUACCACCGUUCUUCUUCGUCGUUUUUAUUCGUUGAUUCGAAGAGAAGUGAUAAAAUUUCAAGAUGGGUUCGCUGAAACAGUUGUCAGUUCUCAAAGGAGAAAACACAGGCCGAAAGAACGAGGAAGUAUUCGUUCAUAAAAUAUUCUCCCAAGUGGCGGCCAACAAUCUGAAUCACACAGCAAUUGUCUACGAAGACGAGUUUGGCAAGGACAGAAGUUUGACUUACAGUCAGCUCGAAGCGCGAACCAAUCAGCUGUCACGGGUCCUAGCAAAACGCUGUCGUCGAUCCAGCAGCCUCGAUGCCCUCGUAGCAAUUUCAAUGCAGCCUACGGAUCGUCUUCCGACUCUCUUGCUGGCUACGUUGAAGGCCGGAAUGGCUUACCUUCCGUUGGAUCCAGGGUUUCCAGCUCCCAGAGUUAAGCAUAUCCUGAACGAAGCCGAGCCCCUCCUCGUGGUCGCCGAAGAUGGAGCCGACAUGACAAUAUACGAGGGCACACCUGUCGUUACAUACGAGAAGCUUCUAGAAGAAGCCAGCAAAGAGUCGACGGAGCCCAUGAAUUUGGACACGUGUUCUGACCUGGCGAUCGUGUUGUACACUUCGGGAAGCACGGGGGUGCCGAAAGGCGUUAGACUGCUCCACGAAACUCUGAUGAAUCGGCUCCGCUGGCAGUGGAGGGUGCUGCCUUAUUCGUCGACUGAGGAGAGGUGCGUUUUCAAAACUGCACUGACUUUUGUCGACAGUGUGCCCGAAAUCUGGGGCCCUUUGCUUCAGGGAAGGAGCAUUGUCGUUGUUCCAAAGCAUGUCACAAGGGAUCCGCAGAGGUUCAUUCAGCUUCUGGAGAAACACAAGAUCGAACGACUCGUACUUGUCCCGUCUUUGCUGAGGACUCUCCUAAUGUACCUGGAAAUGCAGGACAAGGAACUCCUUCAGAGCCUGAAACUCUGGGUGUGCUCGGGCGAAACUUUGGCUAUUUCAUUGGCCGAGCAGUUCUUGGCCAGAUUCCGGUCCGGCGAACAUGUUUUGGCUAAUUUUUACGGCAGUACAGAAGUUAUGGGGGACGUUACAUACCAUUUGAUCAAUCACCCUCAACAGCUCAAGGGUCUGGACAAAGUACCGAUCGGCAAGCCGUUAGAUAAUACUGCCGUAUACCUUGUUGACAAGGAAAUGCAGUUGGUGCCGCAAGGAGAAGUCGGGGAGUUAGUUUGCGCUGGUAAAAACUUGGCAGCUGGUUACGUCAAAGGAAGGGAUCCGCAUCGUUUCUUAGACAAUCCACACGCUGUGGAUCCAGAAUACUCGCGGAUUUAUCGAACUGGUGACUACGCCAGGAUCGUAAAAGGCAUAAUGAUUUACGAGGGGAGGACUGACGCCCAAAUUAAAAUCCGAGGACACAGGGUUGACCUCGCAGAAGUGGAAAGAGCUGUCGUGUCAUCCCCUGCUGUCGACAAAGCGGUCGUUCUCUGUUUUAAACCCGGUGAACUUUCGCAGGCACUCAUUUCGUUUGUGACGGCCAAAGACAACAUACAUAUUUCCGGACUGCAGAUCGAAUCUUAUCUGCACACCAUUCUACCGCCUUACAUGAUACCGCAAGUGAUAGUGAUUGAUUCCAUUCCUCUAUUGGUGAAUGGAAAGACUGACAGACAGACACUGCUGAUGCAAUACGAAUUGAUGAGCAACAAAGAGGAAAUCGCCGUCGAUUGCAGCUACGAAAAUGUCCCGCUGUCUCUUCUCCCUGCAGCUCAAGUCCUCUUUCCCACGGUAGCAUCAGUGGUCGGACGUAGCGCUCGAGCAGCAGUGACCAUCGACGCUAACUUUUACGAGCUGGGAGGAAACUCUCUGAAUUCGAUCUACACCGUUACCAGACUUCGCGACCAGGGCUACCAGAUUGGAAUAACUGAUUUCAUAAGCGCAAAGAACAUGGGGGAUAUAUUGCAGAGGAUGAAUGUCGACUCAGAUUCCGACACCGAUGGCUCUGCCAACGGAGAGCAGUACGUUUUUGAGGAGCUCAAUAAUUCCCACAAAGAAGACGUUGUCGAGAUGAUCACGGACAGUUUUUACUCGAAAGCUGACCUGGAGAAGUGGUUGAUGCCUGACAUUACCAGAGAAGAUUACUCAGAUCUGAUGCACAAGCUUUGGGAUCCUCUGGUAGAGAAAGGAUUAAGUUUCAUAGUGAAAUCCACGUCUGGCGAGGCACUAAGCGUCGCGUUGAAUUUCGACGCGAGAGACGAGCCUGAGGUUACGAUACAUUCAAAACUGACAGUAAUAUUUGAGUUUUUGGAGUACCUUGAGGGGCCAAUCCGAGAGGAACAGCUGCCCAAGGGGAAGGGACAAAUUUUGCACUGUUUUAUGAUGGGAACCAACAGCAGUCUCACUUCAGCUGAGAAUAUCGCUCUUAUGAGGGAGAUGGAGGAACAUGUGCUCAGAGUCGCCAGGCAGAAGGGCUUCGCUGGCAUAUUUACAACAAACACCAGCCCGCUCACACAGCAACUGGGUACCGAUAUCUACAACUAUGAAGUCUUACAUGACUACCAAGUCAACAAAUACAUUGCGCCCGAUGGUUCGAUGCCGUUUGGAAACGCGCCAGACAGUCAAAGAGCAAUCUGCUGUUGGAAAAGCGUUUAGCACUUUCUGGUCAAUAGAUUGGAAAUUACUUGUAGUUGCUCAUGUGAUUAGUUUGACUGGUUAAUGAUAGUGAAGUUCUGUACAGAAUUGUAAAUAAGUAUUCAACCCGACGAGGAUAUUACCAAAUAGAUAUCAUGCAUGAAAUAAAUCGAAGGGCGCACACGAACUAGAAAUUUUAAUGUCUUUACAUAUUUAUUUGUCUGUAAAAUGAAGAAAACAACUGCUUUGCUCCUGUUUCCUCCAAUCAUUAUUAUAAGGUACCUGAAGUUCUUCUCAUGAACGUUGAGCAUGCCUCAGUGUGGAAUAAAUUUAAGUUAAACAUCUGAUACUCUUUAAAUGUCUUUAGCCGAUGAAUACGUAUUGGUUGCAAGUUUUAAAAGUAACAUUCAACUGCUAUAACGGAGAAAUCUGUGCGAACCCCAUAAUCAUUCAUAAUUAUUUAUGAUUUAGGAAGUAGUUUUAUUUGAAUAUAUAUUGAUUAAGGUAUUUAGCAUUAAAAAUCACAAUGAUUUACACUAUUCAUCUGUCAAAUAUUGUAAAUGCACUUAUCACUAGCACCUGCCUAAAUAAAUCGUAAUUCAUAAUAA
Neodiprion virginianus is the source of this 3657-nucleotide messenger RNA. Its product is annotated as plipastatin synthase subunit B. The transcript has 12 exons. Lineage: Eukaryota; Metazoa; Arthropoda; Insecta; Hymenoptera; Diprionidae. The record is from RefSeq and is a predicted model, not a curated record. Bases 512 to 3070 code for a protein of 852 amino acids.